Molecule: messenger RNA, 1421 nt
Organism: Acinonyx jubatus (cheetah)
Lineage: Eukaryota; Metazoa; Chordata; Mammalia; Carnivora; Felidae
Product: olfactory receptor 4C15-like
Exons: 1
Coding region: 192-1421 (409 amino acids)
Biological process (GO): G protein-coupled receptor signaling pathway
Cellular component (GO): membrane
Molecular function (GO): olfactory receptor activity; G protein-coupled receptor activity
Source: RefSeq, a predicted model, not a curated record
GCAGACUCCUAUCAGGGAUGGCAUGCAAGUCCCCUCGGCUCCCAUUCCAUCUCAUGGUGGACAUGAUGACCACAUUGUCAUGGUCCUUUCCUCAGAACCUGGAUGUGCUUCAGAACCCUUGCCAACAGUUCACUCCUGGAAGCCAUUGCUAAGGGACCCAAGUUGGCAGUUGAGAUAAACUAUUUCUCUACAUGUGGAUACCUCCAUUCUUCCCCCUUAUUGGAACUCUGGCUAUUUUAAAGUAUUUAAUACUACCUUUCUCCUCCCCAAUUCUUUCUGACCGCUCACUACCACCUUCAACAAACUUUGACUUUUGUGUGAGUCACAGUGACGCCAGAAACAUAGAAGAUAAUUUUUCGUGUGGAUGCACCAACUUCUUACUGACUGUUGCAUUACUGUCCGCUGGUCCGAGACAAAUUUUUCUUUCUCAUAAUUGCAGAUUGCACAUGCUCCUUCUGGCGGCUUUUAGCUUUUCCUUGGAAAUCAUGCGAAACCAAAGCUUUGUAACUGAGUUUGUCCUCCUGGGGCUUUCGCAGAAUCCCAGUGUUCAGAAAAUAGUAUUUGUUGUAUUCUUGUUCAGCUACAUUGCAACUGUUGGGGGCAACUUGCUAAUUGUGGUGACCGUCAGCAGCAGCCCAGCACUCCUGGGCUCCCCCAUGUACUUCUUCUUGGCUUUCCUGUCCUUCCUCGAUGCUUGCUUCUCCACUGUCAUUGCCCCAAAGAUGAUUGUGGACUCCCUCUAUGAGAGGAAAACCAUCUCUUUUGGAGGUUGCAUGACCCAGCUCUUUGCUGAACACUUCUUUGCUGGGGUGGAAGUGAUUGUCCUCACAGCCAUGGCCUACGACCGCUAUGUGGCCAUCUGCAAGCCCCUACGCUACACAUCCAUUAUGAACUGGAGGCUCUGUACCAUUCUGAUGGGUGUAGCCUGGACAGGGGGUUUUCUGCAUUCCAUGAUACAAAUUCUCUUUACUUUCCAGCUUCCCUUCUGCGGCCCCAAUGUCAUUGAUCACUUCAUGUGUGAUUUGUACCCAUUAUUGGAGCUUGCCUGCACUGACACUCACAUCUUUGGCCUUUUGGUGGUUGCCAAUAGUGGGUCUAUCUGCAUUAUAAUCUUCUCUCUGUUACUCGUCUCCUAUGUUGUCAUCUUGCUCUCUCUGAGAACCCAUAGUCCUGAAGGGCAGCGGAAAGCCCUCUCCACGUGCGGAUCUCACAUUGCUAUUGUGGUCUUGUUCUUUGUCCCUUGCAUAUUUGUGUAUGCACGACCUCCAUCUUCUUUUUUUUUUGACAAAAUGGUGGCUAUAUUUUACACCAUCCUAACUCCCUUGCUCAAUCCUUUGAUUUACACUUUCAGGAACAAGGAAAUGAAAAAUGCCAUAAAGAAAAUGUGGAACAGAAUAAUGGUGGUUUGUAGUGACAAAUAA